AUGGCAAAUCUCAACAGCCUGGAAGGUUUCUUGCGAUCCAUACGGCGUGCUGCUAACAGUGCCGGGCUACAGCCAGCGCUGAGGACUGUAGUGCUCAGGGAUGGAGAGCAUGUGACUGAGGAGCAUAGACACCGUGAGCAUGAAGAUCGGCCACCGACGGAUGGAGGCGUCGAAGAAGAGCGCGACAAUACACAAUUAUCUAGCCAACCACGCAAGCUUCACCACAGCGAACCGCCACCGGAUGAUGUUUCGCCACUUGUCCAGCAAGAUCAACCAGGCCAUCAACACGGUGGGUUCGAACCUCUGCACACUAAGCUGCAUGAGGUGUCCAGAAAUCGUGUCAUGCAGCUUAGCCAGCGGCGGAAGGAGUCACGAGCCCAGCAAAAGGACGAAGAACGGGAGCCUCUUCUAACAAAGCAGAUCCGGCGUGAAGAUGGCACGGAGGGCGAGGUCAUUGUCGGACAAUCAACGCUCCCGCAGACGAUCUUCAACAGCUCAAACGUGCUUAUCGGGGUUGGCAUGCUCAGCUUGCCCUUGGGUAUUCGCUGCGCCGGGUGGAUCAUCGGUCUCGGAUCGCUUAUUGCUUCGGCUCUGGUGACGAAAUAUACCGCCAGUCUUCUAGCGAAGUUUCUCGACGCUGACAGCUCGCUGGCAAACUUUGCGGACAUUGCUUACAUUGCGUUUGGCGAGAAAGGCCGGUUGGCAACGAGCAUACUCUUCACUCUUGAGCUGACGGCUGCUUGCGUGGGUCUUGUCGUCCUCUUUGCUGACAGCUUGAAGAGUUUGAUGGAAGGACCGAGUGACGCGCACUGGAAGAUUCUCUGCGGAUGCAUCUUACUACCGCUCAACUUCGUGCCAAUGCGACUCCUGAGUUUCACAAGCUUCCUAGGCAUCUUCUGCGGGUUCGCUUUGGUGGUUUGCGUGUUUGUGGCAGGCUUUCUGAAGAGCUCAAGUCCUGGCUCGUUGCUGGAGGUCGCCACGACGUACGCGUUCCCUGAAAGCUGGAAGGCACUGCCAUUGAGCUUCGGUCUGAUCAUGGCGGUCUGGGGCGGUCAUGGCGUGUUUCCAAACAUCUACCGAGACAUGCGACAUCCGCACAAAUACGAAAGCGGGCUCAGGCUGAUUUUCAGCUUCGUGGCCUUAGUCGACGUCACGAUGGCCGUUAUCGGAUACCUCUUGUACGGCAACCUGACCAAAGACGAGAUCACAACCAACAUCCUUACCACCGACGGCUAUCCUCAAGCUCUCAGCGUAUUGCUGCUCGUCCUUGUGGCCAUCGUGCCGCUGACGAAGUUCCCGCUCAAGUGUGACGACGGUUGCUCGCCGAUCAUAUCAACAUUGGAAGUUCACUUCCGCGUUGAGCCACGAGCCGCGACCGUUAAGCCCAACAAGCUCAAUCAGUCCGCUGUGCUGUCUAGGUUGCUGGAGGCAGUUUUCCGCAUCGGAGUGAAUGUGAUCAUCGUUGUGCUGGCGCUUGUUGUACCUUCGUUCGAGGUGAUCUCUGCGAUCAUGGGCGCGACGUUCUGUUUCUUGAUAUGUGUGAUCUUGCCUGUCUUGUUUCAUUUGAAGAUGUUUCGAGGUCAGAUACCUCGGAGUCAGUUGAUCUUUGAUUGGACGGUGAUCGUGGUUUGUACGAUUCUUGCCGUUGCUGGGACUGUAUGGGAAAUCCUACCCAAGAGCUGGAUGGGCCUCCGAGCGGCCGGGUAG
This is a messenger RNA of Baudoinia panamericana UAMH 10762, 1707 nucleotides long. RefSeq lists its product as uncharacterized. Gene Ontology annotation, molecular function: amino acid transmembrane transporter activity. Gene Ontology annotation, cellular component: vacuolar membrane. The record is from RefSeq and is a predicted model, not a curated record. Gene Ontology annotation, biological process: amino acid transmembrane transport. The coding region runs from base 1 to 1707 and encodes 568 amino acids. The transcript is spliced from 3 exons. NCBI's taxonomy places the organism in Eukaryota, Fungi, Ascomycota, Dothideomycetes, Mycosphaerellales, Teratosphaeriaceae.